Messenger RNA from Mollisia scopiformis, 2484 nucleotides. RefSeq lists its product as uncharacterized. The transcript has a single exon. Gene Ontology annotation, biological process: positive regulation of transcription by RNA polymerase II. Gene Ontology annotation, cellular component: nucleus. The record is from RefSeq and is a predicted model, not a curated record. Lineage: Eukaryota; Fungi; Ascomycota; Leotiomycetes; Helotiales; Mollisiaceae. Gene Ontology annotation, molecular function: DNA-binding transcription factor activity, RNA polymerase II-specific; transcription cis-regulatory region binding; zinc ion binding. Bases 272 to 2014 code for a protein of 580 amino acids.
AUUGACUUGCUAUUGAGUAGGGCACGGAUGGACGACACUUUGGGUCAAAAUUGAAACUCUUUUUUUGUUUUAUUCUAACAAGCUUUAGUGAGUUGGUGCGCUUGGCAUGCAUACGGGUAUGGACAACGCUUAGUCAUCUUAAAACUCUUAAGUCAACCUAGUCUUGAUGCCUCGAGACUACUUUACAUAUCGAUUGUCAAACACUUCUACAAGAAUACGUACAAGUUGAUACAUUCAUAUUUGUUUGUAGUGAAAUGCACCCUCGAUCAACAUGAACAGAAGCUCAAACGGCUGCUGGACCUGUCGACUGCGGCGCAAGAAGUGCGAUGAGCAACGUCCUGUUUGCAAUGAAUGCCUGACGCUCCACAUCUCUACCUGCAAGUACGGCGAUAAACCGGUAUGGAUGGACGGUGGUAUAAAGCAAGAGGCCAUGUCGGAGCAGAUCAAGAAUGAGGUCAAACAGCACGCUCCUUAUCGUCGUCGCGGGAAGCAGGAGUCGGCGGCUAACCUUAAUAACAACGUCUCUAUCUCUAUUGCCGAGUCCGAAGAUCAGAGCGCGGCCCGUUCUAAUAUACAUGAUUUCAGCACGCCUCCUUCAGGUCCAUCAGAUGUUACUUCUCCCGUCGACACCAAGAGAGUAUGCAAGCAAAUACUACAAUUGAGACCCUUCGGACAGUCGGACUCGGUACUACUAGUAUUUUACCUCGAACGCAUCCUCCCUUUCCUAUUCCCUUUCUAUCGGCCUGCGCCGCUCCAUGGCGGUCGAGCAUGGAUUCUGGAUUUGGUCAUCAGUAGCCCCGUCUUCCGUCAAGCCAUCCUUUGCCAGAGCUCAUAUUUCUUUGCAUUGGCACACGGAACCUCUACUAUUACAGAUGAUCGCAUGUGGGAAACUCUACUUGAGCAGACGAAGGAUGCGUUUAACAUGUUACGAGGUUCCAUUCGGAUUAUCGAGAGCUACGACAAGAAUGAGCAUAUACUUGGCAGUGUUCGUGCUAUGGCUGCUGUCAUGCAGCUGCAACGCUUCGAGAUCGCUAUCACUUGUUUUGACAACUGUCAGGCCCAUCUCAGUGCAGCUUUAACGCUUUUCAAGAAAGUAGUUGAUGUCGUUGGAGCUGCCAGCCUCGCUAGCUCUUCCACCACGUUCCAAACUAUCCUCAACCUCCUUGGCCUGCCAUCAUGGAUCCUACCAGCCCAACAAGCUGAGGUAUCUAGCUCUGAGCAAGCCGCCUUUCGCUUUUCAACAGCCCUGUUACUUUUUGAUGAUAUCAUCGCGAGCACUGCCUUGCAAGAGCGGCCUCAACUAUACGACUAUCACCAAAGUCUUUUAUGCCAAAACGACGGGAUCGAUAUUGUCCCGCCCAUCAACCUUGAAACUACCAUGGGGUGUCAAAACUGGGUUCUCAAGCAAAUUGGCGAGAUUGCUGCUCUAGACGCAUGGAAGAAACGUUGUAGUGCUGCCGGCAAUUUGGAUGUUGCUGAGUUAGUACAUCGCGCCGCGGCUAUCAAGAAAACGCUCGAGGCUCAUGUCUCCCAGUUUGAAACCUAUUUGGUUUCCGUGCCUGAGGGGAGCAGUCUUCUAGACGACAUGUUCGCAGCAGAAGAUCACGCCGGACAGGCUCGGACUAUCGCCCGACAAAGCUGGUUGGUGACACGGAUCUGGGCUCAUAGUGCCUUUCUCUAUCUGUCUGUCAUCGUAUCCGGCUGGCAGCCUGCCAACGUCGAUGUACGGCAUCAUGUAUCACAAGUCCUCGAGCUGUUGACACAUCAAGUAUCACCUCCGGCGUUGUUGCGCACCAUGGCCUGGCCAUUCUGCGUUGUUGGCUGCUUGACAGAAUCUGCGCAAAAACCCCGCAUACGCGAGAUGAUAGAUUUGCUACGACCGGCCAGCCGCUUUAGUACUGUGCGCCGAGGCUUUGAUAUUAUUGAAAAGGUGUGGAAUGAUAGGGCCAUGGGCAAUGCUGGCGAAUUUGCCACGUAUUUUCGAAGUGAUACUACUCUCGUGUUACUCGUUUAAUAUAGCAAGGCAUUAUUGCUGAGAACUUUUUUGAUUUUCAAUUGUUCGGUACCACGCUCUUGGAAAAUGCACUUAAGUCACAAAGUUUUUUUUUGUUAUUUUGAAUCUUUCGGUAGAUUUUGGUGUCCUUUUUCUAAAAUUCUUUUUUGAACUCGUCCCACUAGAGGCGCCUUACGAAACGUUUUUAGCAGGACUAAUAAGAGUGUUCUUAGUUGAUCGAAUAUUUUAUUUGACUUGUACUCUACUCCACGUCUGAGUUUCAAGCUAAUUGGAGCAAUUUUUCCUGCAUAAGGAAGUACUGAAGUCAAGGUGCUGAGCUAAGGGACUACUUCACUAAGCCCCUGGACCUUCUUCGAUAUUCAUGUAGGUCUCAAGUCAGGCGCUCACUUACCUUGUUCAAUGGCAUGGCGUUUCGGAGCGCCCGAGUAGCUCUGAGAAAAUCCUACGAGGUCAUGGGGGUCUGUUCGAGC